Molecule: messenger RNA, 1242 nt
Organism: Betta splendens (Siamese fighting fish)
Lineage: Eukaryota; Metazoa; Chordata; Actinopteri; Anabantiformes; Osphronemidae
Gene: best4
Product: bestrophin 4
Exons: 8
Coding region: 274-1242 (322 amino acids)
Molecular function (GO): chloride channel activity
Source: RefSeq, a predicted model, not a curated record
GUCAGAGUAUAUCUCAGAUGUAGGCAUCACUUUCCCAGGUAAUAAAUUUAAGGUUAUUUACGAUGACGCAGCAGACAGGUUUAAAUGACACCCAGAGGAACGGCAGCGGGUGAUUCACCUGUUCUCACAGGUGAGACGCGGCUCCAGGCGUUUUCACUGAAGACGACUAAUGUGAACCAUGCUACUGUGAUUCUCGUUGUGCUUCUUGUUGUGUUGCUUAUGUUUCCUGUUGUGUUUCUUCCCCAGGGUUUUCUGUAACAGCACAGAAUAAACAUGACGGUUUCCUACACGCUGGAAGUGGCUGAUGUGAGGUUUGCGGGUUUGUCGAAGCUCCUCUUCAGGUGGAAGGGGAGCAUCUACAAGCUGCUUUACAAGGAGUUUAUUCUGUUUUGUGGGGUUUAUUCCUUUUUUAGUGUCUUUUACAGGUUCUUCCUCUCACCGAGGCAGCAGGAUCUGUUUGAGCGUAUCGCCCUUUACUGUGACCAGUUCACCAACACCAACUUCAUCCCAGUCUCCUUUGUUCUGGGUUUCUAUGUGACCCUGGCCUUUAAUCGCUGGUGGGGCCAGUACACCAGCUUCCCGCUGCCCGAUGACCUGAUGAUGGUGGUUUCGGGAAACGUCCACGGGGCCGAUGAGAGGGGUCGUCUGCUGCGACGCACGCUCAUGCGAUUCGCCAACUUGUCUUCGGUUCUCAUUCUGCGCUCCAUCAGCACCAGGGUGCACAAGCGUUUCCCAACUUUGGAGCACAUCGUGGAAGCUGGGUUUAUGACAACUCUCGAGCUGAAGAAGUUGGAGUCGCUGCACUCUGAUUUCAACAAGUACUGGAUGCCUUUGACCUGGUUCUCGAACCUGGCGUCCAGAGCGAGGGAGGAGGGUCGGGUGAGGGACGACAUAGCCCUGAGACUCCUGAUGGAUGAGCUCAACAAGUACAGAGGCAAGUGCAGCCUGUUGUUCCACUACGACUGGAUCAGUAUCCCUCUGGUCUACACUCAGGUAGUGACUAUCGCAGUUUAUUCAUUUUUUGGCUUCUGUGUGAUCGGCCGCCAAUUUCUGAACCCGGAGAAAGGAUACAAGGACCACAAGCUGGACAUGUAUGUGCCGGUUUUCACCCUGCUGCAGUUCUUCUUCUACAGUGGUUGGCUGAAGGUCGGGGAGCUGAUCAUCAAUCCGUUCGGUGAGGAUGAUGAUGACUUUGAAACCAACCAGCUGAUUGACAGAAACAUUCAGCUUUAUAUCAUCUGA